Drosophila willistoni is the source of this 2120-nucleotide messenger RNA. Its product is annotated as ankyrin repeat domain-containing protein 17. Gene Ontology annotation, cellular component: ciliary inversin compartment. The coding region runs from base 43 to 1863 and encodes 606 amino acids. Gene Ontology annotation, biological process: protein localization to ciliary inversin compartment. NCBI's taxonomy places the organism in Eukaryota, Metazoa, Arthropoda, Insecta, Diptera, Drosophilidae. The record is from RefSeq and is a predicted model, not a curated record. The transcript is spliced from 5 exons. Gene Ontology annotation, molecular function: protein binding.
UAAACAUUAAACGCCUUGACCCUGCGAACAACAAAUGGCAAUAUGCUGUCCUACGACCUUAACGAACGGCUGGUAACUGCCGUACAGAGUGGGGACUUCGAUGAGGUUCUCAGCUGUAUAAUGCAAGGGGCGCAAGCCUCAUACGUUUCCCCGAAUUGCGGACGAACUGCAGUUGGAACGGCCGCCCUUUUGGGCGAUGCUGAGCUACUAGAACUUCUGAUUCAGUCCUGUGAAGAGCCCGAUUUGGAUAUGUUUCAUCAGUGUCAAAGUCAUCCAGGUGAUAGUCUUGAGAUAGAGAGCACACCAGACGGAAUGGAGAAACUUGAAUGGAUCGAUGAGUUUGAAAGUUGUGCGGAAAAUACUGGAGUGGGACCAGGUGGAACUAUAAGUGAUGAUUCUCUACUCUAUCAUUAUUAUGCCAAGACCUUUGAGAAUACAGGAGAAUUUCUAACUCAAUGUUGUGCCUCCUGUCGCGAGCAAGAUCCUCAUGUCUAUGAUACAGAUUUGGCCACACCCUUGCACUAUGCCGCCUUCUGGGGGCAUGAGGAGUGCGUCAGAAUUCUAUUGGAACACAAUGCUCCCAUCAAUGUUGUGAAUAGCGAGGGAUAUGCUCCACUGCAUGUUGGAGCAGGAUUUCCUCAAGUCACUCGUCUGCUUAUCAAGCAUGGAGCCUUGGUCAAUGCCAAGACCUUGAGUGACGGCAAAACUGCUCUUCAUGUGGCCAUAGAAAGUCGAUCCCUGGAAUCGGCCGAGUUGUUAUUACAGACGAAUAUUAAUAUAAAUGAUACGGAUGAUGGCGGAGAGACUCCUCUAAUGACGGCUAUAGCUUGUAAUCUGUUGGAUUUGGCAAGGGAAUUGAUAGAGCGUGGAGCUAGAAUUAAUUUGCAGGACAAAGAUAACCAUACAGCUUUGUUGUAUGCGGUGACAGGACGUCAUAAGGACAUGGCACGUUUGCUGCUAGAGCGGGGAGCCCGUCGUUUAGCCUCCCAGCAUUUACUGCAUCUCUGUGUGAUUCACAAUGAUUUGGAUUUGGUGAAACUUCUACUUCACUAUGGCGAUAGUCUUUGUGUGCGUGAUGCAGAUAAUCUAACGCCCAUUAUGGUGGCGAUUCAUCAUCAGUUACCAAAGAUGCUGGAUUACUUGUUGGACGUAGCCGAACAGCAUCGCCGUCUUGGCAAUUAUAUGGAGUCGCAGGAUGAGGGAUUGCUCUUGUUUGCUAUCCAGCAAAUAGCCGAUGUACAAGAGUUCAAAUGCAUUCUGCGUGUACUUUUGGCCAAAUUGGCCAGUGCCCGUAAAGAUCUCUAUGGAUCGUGUGCCCCGACAAUUGUCUGUGGUUUAAUCUAUUGUCGGACUCCCCUGUCCAGGGCCAUUAAUGUGCAUCGUUUGGACCUGGCAGAGUUUCUCAUACGUGAGGGUUGUAAUCUUGCCCAGAUUUGUCGUGAGCAUGUUGUCAAUGAAUUGAGAUCAAAUUGUUCACAUCGUAGUCUGGCCUUUGGGCGUUUGUUGUGCAAUGCUGGCUUUCAGUUUCCUCAUAAAAAACGACCUUUACCAAAAGAUUGGCCCCUGCCACGUUUACAAUUCGAGAAUGAGAUGUCUCUAUUGGGCACCCAACCCCGAUCUCUGCAAUCUUUGGCUCGAUUGACAAUACGUCAGCGUCUUCAACAUGCGCUGCAACAUAAUCCAAAGUUACAAUUGCAGUAUCUUCCUACACAGGAGCGUUCCACCUUGGGCAGAAUGGUUGAUGAAUUUGCCAUUCCGGCCACAUUAAAGUUGUACCUCAGCGAUUUUGCAGAAUUGCCAAGAGUUAGUGGCAUAGAAGUAGCCACUAUACCGGGUGUACGUUCAUUUGAAUCGUGGGAUUGAUUACUACAUAGGCGCAAUUACGAUUUUAGAAAUUUAUUCAGAUUAUAUAGUUUUUCAUAGUAAUUUAUAUGUAUGUUUAAUGUGUAAUGCAUGUGGCUAAAUGAAUAUGUGUGUGUGUGUUCAAAAAGAAAAGCUUUUAAAGAUGCCUAAACAAUUUAUUUAAAUAUUAAUCAUUGGAAAAGCAUCUUUGUUCACACAAAAUUUAAGGAUUUUCCUUUACUUUCAGACAAUUUGUAAUUUUUUUCUGCACAUUUCAU